GCCGCUCUUACUUGAACCAUGAGCGUUUCGAGCCUCCUUUUGGCGGGAGUCAAGUGGAGAUGUUUCCCAGUUCUGCUAGAGUCAUCCUUGUUCCAGGCUCUACUUAAUUCCUGCUGUCGAAAAAAAUCAACUUCUGCAGAAAUUACUUCCAGUAUUGAUGCUUGUAAUGAGAAGACAAAGGUACCUGUAAAUGCACUUGACAAGCUCUUCUCUUCAGAACAGCAAACUUCGAUCUUGCAUGUAUUGAAUACAGCAUCUAAUGAAGAACUUGAAAAAUUCAGACUGCUUCGUGGAAGAAAGGCCACCAAUAUUGUAGUAUAUAGAGAAAAGUUUGGACCAUUUCAGAAUUUGGAGAGUUUAGUGAAUGUGCCUCUAUUCCAGUAUAAAACUGCCAUUCAAGUGUGUAACUCCAUUCUUUGCCCAGAGACUGGACGGAAGAAAAGGCAGUCACAGGAAAACCAACACUUGAAGAAGCUUAUCAAGCCUGACAUUGAACUAGAAAGACUUAAGGCAAUUAAUAGUGUCGUAUCCAUUGCUUUUGGUACUCGAAAAAUUGCGUGGGCUCACCUUGACCGUAAAUUAUCAGUGUUGGACUGGCAGCACAGUGAAUGUUGCCGAUUAGUUAAGGGAACAUUUGUGACAUCUAACUACCUUGAAAAGAUAUCUCCAGUUAUUGCAAAGAUGCCUAAAGCAGACUUUUAUAUUCUGGAAAAAAUUGGACUUUCCAUUCAGAACUCAACAUUGUUCCCUGCAUUGUUACACUUUCAUAUCACGGAAGCCAUGCUAUAUGCCUUAUUAAAUAAGACUUUUGCCCAGGAUGGCCAGCAGCAGGUGCUAAGCAUGAAUCGGAAUGCAGUGGGGAAGCACUUUGACCUGAUGUUGGGUGCCACCCGAACCAGUGGAAAAGAAGUAGUGAAGAAGCUCCUCUCAGAGUCUGUUUUGAGGGCAGAGCCUCGAGUGUCCUUCCCAUCAGACAAGAUCGUACGCUACAGACAGCUCUUCUCAGCCACCGAGCAGAACCGGGUGGAGGAGCUGUAUGAUUCACUCUUACAAGGAGUUGCCUUCUUUGAAUUAGUAGUUUUUGAUACUGAACCAUAA
This is a messenger RNA of Suncus etruscus (white-toothed pygmy shrew), 1098 nucleotides long. It is a transcript of the gene TEFM, whose product is annotated as transcription elongation factor, mitochondrial. Gene Ontology annotation, biological process: transcription elongation by mitochondrial RNA polymerase; mitochondrial transcription. The transcript has 4 exons. The record is from RefSeq and is a predicted model, not a curated record. Gene Ontology annotation, cellular component: mitochondrial nucleoid. NCBI's taxonomy places the organism in Eukaryota, Metazoa, Chordata, Mammalia, Eulipotyphla, Soricidae. Gene Ontology annotation, molecular function: DNA polymerase processivity factor activity; nucleic acid binding. Bases 19 to 1098 code for a protein of 359 amino acids.